This is a messenger RNA of Cokeromyces recurvatus, 1434 nucleotides long. Its product is annotated as argininosuccinate synthase. The transcript is spliced from 3 exons. Gene Ontology annotation, cellular component: cytoplasm. The coding region runs from base 14 to 1252 and encodes 412 amino acids. NCBI's taxonomy places the organism in Eukaryota, Fungi, Mucoromycota, Mucoromycetes, Mucorales, Mucoraceae. The record is from RefSeq and is a predicted model, not a curated record. Gene Ontology annotation, molecular function: argininosuccinate synthase activity; ATP binding. Gene Ontology annotation, biological process: L-arginine biosynthetic process; urea cycle.
AAUAAUAAUAAUAAUGGUUGAUAAUAAAGGAAAGGUUCUUCUUGCUUACUCUGGUGGUUUAGAUACAUCUGUCAUUUUGGCAUGGUUGAUUGAACAAGGCUAUGAAACAUUAGCUUAUAUUGCUGAUGUGGGUCAAGAAGAAGAUUUUGAAGCUAUCAAAGCCAAGGCCUUGAAGGUGGGUGCUUCCAAGGUCUUUGUUGAGGAUCUUAAGGAACAAUUCGUCAAAGAACAAAUUUUCCCAGCUAUUCAAGCUAAUGCUAUUUAUGAAUCGAUCUAUCUUUUGGGUACUUCUUUAGCCCGUCCCGUCAUUGCUCGUCGUCAAAUUGAAAUUGCUGCUCGUGAAGGAUGUCAAUAUGUAUCUCACGGCUGUACGGGUAAGGGUAAUGAUCAAGUCCGAUUUGAACUUGCUUAUUAUGCUUUGAAGUCAGAUAUUGAAGUGAUUGCUCCUUGGAGAUUACCAAUUUUCUUUGAACGAUUUGCUGGUCGAAGCGCUCUUUUAGACUUUGCUGCCGAAAAGGGUAUUCCUGUUGCUCAGACGAAGGCCAAGCCUUGGUCUACAGAUGAGAAUUUAUUCCAUAUCUCUUAUGAAGCCGGUAUCCUUGAAGAUCCUAAUGUCACACCCCCCAAGGAAAUGUGGAAGCUUACAGUUGACCCUGAAGAUGCACCUAAUACACCAGAACGUAUUACGAUUACUUUUGAAAAGGGUAUUCCUGUAAAGGUAGUGAAUCAUAAUGAUGGUCAUGAAGAGACAGAGCCUGUGAAGCUUUUCAGUUAUCUUAACACAGUGGCUCGUCGUAACGGUAUUGGCCGUAUCGAUAUUGUCGAAUCUCGUUUUAUUGGUGUCAAAUCGCGUGGUUGUUAUGAAACUCCUGGUGGUACUAUUUUGCGUACUGCACACAAGGAUCUUGAAGGUUUAACAUUAGAUGGACAAUUACGUGCGAUGCGUGAUCAAAAUAUCACUGUUCCUUACGGUCGAGCACUCUAUAAUGGUCAAUAUUUCUCUCCUGAAUGUGAAUUCUUAUCAAAGUCAAUUGCUUUCACUCAACGAAAUGUUACAGGUGAUGUCAAAUUGAAACUUUAUAAGGGUAAUACAAUCGUGGAGGGUCGCGUUGCUCGAGGUGAUGGCGCUAAACUUUACAAUAUGCAAGAAUCCUCUAUGGAUGAACAAGGUGGCUAUAAUCCUCAAGAUGCUGAUGGUUUCAUCAAGAUUCAUUCCAUUCGUCUUAAAAAAUGGACUCCUGCAGAACAAUAAAUGAUUUGUUCCCUUUUAAAAAAAACACACUUUUUUGUAUAUUUACUGAACCCCCCCUAAUCUUAUUCCACAUAAAAAAGAAAAAUAAGAGAGAGACCUUUUACAUACACUUGCAAUUUAAUUUCCCCCAAAAAAAUCCCAUUAUUAUUGUACGUUAAAUAAAGAAACCUUUUUUUUUUAUA